Messenger RNA from Uncinocarpus reesii 1704, 912 nucleotides. RefSeq lists its product as uncharacterized. The transcript is spliced from 2 exons. Gene Ontology annotation, cellular component: mitochondrion; cytoplasm. The record is from RefSeq and is a predicted model, not a curated record. The coding region runs from base 1 to 912 and encodes 303 amino acids. Lineage: Eukaryota; Fungi; Ascomycota; Eurotiomycetes; Onygenales; Onygenaceae.
AUGAGAUGGCUGUUCUGGGCGUCACCACCGCAGAAUGACUCCCACGAUGCCAGCCCCAACGCCCACCCUCGGCCCAUAAAACCGCAGCGCCGCGAAGCGCACCAGGACCACACCCCAGCUCCAGGUCAAGCGGCCCCGGAGCCCACAAUAUCUAAUGCUCAGUCUAGCAGAGACUGGAAUUCCUCACUCAAUGCGACGGACUGGAAGCAAUUCACUGAGCCGAAGACCAUCAUUCCCACUGCGCUACUGACGGGCGGGAUCCUGCUCUGUGUUCACAUUCACCGCAAGUAUCUCCGGAGGAUACCGGAGGCGGGUUACAUCUCUCCCUCAUACUUCAGACGACGGAGUUUACUGGGCAAGGUGACGAGCGUUGGGGACGGUGACAAUUUUCGCCUGUACCACACCCCGGGUGGUAGGUUGGGUGGAUGGGAGUGGCUGCGAAAAGUACCAACCGGGAAGAAUGAAUUGCGGAAUAGGACUAUCCAUAUCCGCCUCGCCGGUAUCGACGCUCCUGAGCUCCCUCAUUUCGGCCGCCCGGCCCAGCCGUACUCCCACGAGGCACAUACCUGGUUGACAAACUACCUCCUCAAUCGGCGCGUACGAGCUUUUCUCUACCGUCCCGACCAGUAUGGCCGCGUGGUGGCCACCGUGUACGUCCGUCGCUGGCUCCUGUUUAAGCAGGAUGUAGGACUGCAGAUGCUGAAGCAGGGCUGGGCGACGGUCUACGAGGCGAAAACGGGCGUGGAGUUUGGUGGGGCGGAGUUGGAGAGGAAGUAUCGUGAUGCGGAGGCUUGGGCGAAAAGACGGGGGCUAGGGCUGUGGGAGGGUUUGAAGGGGAAGAAGAAGGAGAAGUGGGAGAGUCCUCGGGAGUUUAAGACGAGGAUGGCUGCGGAGGAAGCGCAAAGGAAGUGA